Messenger RNA from Eublepharis macularius, 1659 nucleotides. RefSeq lists its product as uncharacterized. The transcript is spliced from 2 exons. The record is from RefSeq and is a predicted model, not a curated record. Bases 173 to 1189 code for a protein of 338 amino acids. Lineage: Eukaryota; Metazoa; Chordata; Lepidosauria; Squamata; Eublepharidae.
GCUAGGUUGGGAGGAGGUUUAAUCGGCUGUAUCUAGUAGCAUACGCUGGGAAUUUUAUCCGGCCGUGACCUUAGGGCACGAUUUGCAUUACUGGCCCUGGUAUUAUUUGUGUUGCUGGUGAGGGCCUAGUGCCUGGUGUGUCGGUUGGCAUCUGCCCCCCCCCCUUGUCAUCAUGCCUCCAAAAAAAGGGGUAGGCAACAGCAAAGGCAAGCAGCCUGCUAAGCGCCCCAAAGUCAGUGGGCCUCCCCCUGAUUCGUCCUCUGAUGAGGAGGAUUCAGGGUCGCUCCGGCAGGAAAUUUUGGCCAAGUUGGCCUUAUUGGAACGGGCAAAAGGGGUUUCUUCUGGUCAGGUAGUUCCCGGCAGGGCCGGUAGGGCUUCUAAGAAGGUUUCCCGGGCCACUUUUCAGCGCGAUGUCCUCACGCGUCUUUCUGUUCUGGAAAGUUCUACAGGUGGUGAGAUGAGCGGUGCGGGCGUGCUUCAGGAAGAUCUGGACCGAGCUGGGCCUUCGGCACGGGCAGAGGAUGACACAGCCGAGGUGUCGGAGGUUCCUCCAGUAGCGGUGGCAGUGGAUCAGGUGGAGCCCGAGGGUGCUGUGGUUCGCCGUGGGAGGUGUCGGAUCCUCAUCUGCGGGCACAGCAUGGUCUUCUGGGCCGCCCAUCAGGCCAAGAGGACCCACCUCGGAUCCCAGCUUGGCCUCAGCCGUUGGGCCCAGAUCGAGUGGCAGGGCCGUCGGGGCCUGCGUUGGCCGGGCCUGUUGCCUCUCCUGUUUGAGGGAAGGUCUGCCCCUCCGCCUCAUUUUUUAGUUAUACAUUUAGGAGGUAAUGACUUAGGUUGGGUCAAGGGGAAGGCUCUUACGCUGCAAGCGCAAGCUGACCUUCGGUUUAUUUUGAGCCGGUGGCCGGGCGUUCUUAUUAUCUAUUCGGCCAUCCUCCCCCGGCGUGUAUGGAAGGAGGCUUUGGAUCAUGAUGCUGUCGAACGGACUAGGCGUAAGGCCAAUAAGGCCAUGUUUAAGGCUUUGGGUGAGGGCCUGGGGGUUUAUUUACCCCAUCCUCAAAUUAGGGACACGUACGCCGACCUCUUUAGGGGGGAUGGUGUUCACCUGUCCUUUAAAGGUAAUGAGAUCUUUCUUACGGAUUUGCGGCAAGGGUUGAGGUUGGCCCUGCAGGAGAUGUGGGGCAUUAGGGCCUAAGCAGAGGCUUGGCCCUAACGGUGGCAGGUUAGCUGGGGUAGGCAGAGCGGGCUGGUGAGCACCCGGUGGCACAUCCCCAUUGGUGGGGAAUGGGGGUCUGUCUCGGAUCGGCUGGCGGGCCUUACGGUUGCCAGCUGAGAGGGCAGACUGCCCUUGGGACCCCCCGGAAAAGGCAUUACCUCGGGCCUUACGGCUGGGGUGUAUGGCGCUUUAAAGGGGGGAACCAUUAGCCUGGUCGGCUGGGUUAUAGCCAUGCAGUGGAUGGCUUGCGCCUAGGGCAGGGGGUGCUCGCCCAUGCAGUACGAGGAGCUGGUCACAGUGACCCCCUUGCUCGAACUGUACCGCUAGUUUCACCCUUGCCGUUAGUUAAGUCCCAGUUCAAGUGUUCAGGUUGAAUUGGUCAAUAAAAGGCCCUGUUUCACCCAAGCCUUGUGUCCGUCUCUUCUUUCCGAAUAUGUGGGCAAAUAGGC